Messenger RNA from Chenopodium quinoa (quinoa), 384 nucleotides. Its product is annotated as auxin-responsive protein SAUR67-like. Bases 1 to 384 code for a protein of 127 amino acids. The transcript has a single exon. The record is from RefSeq and is a predicted model, not a curated record. NCBI's taxonomy places the organism in Eukaryota, Viridiplantae, Streptophyta, Magnoliopsida, Caryophyllales, Amaranthaceae. Gene Ontology annotation, biological process: response to auxin.
AUGGCAAGAAAGUGGCAAAAGCUAGCCGCAGCUAGCAGAAAGAGAAUAUCAUGGCCAGCAUCAAAAGUUGCGGAUAAGGGUCAUUUCAUCGUUUACACAAUAGAUGGUGAAAGAUUUAUGAUUCCCUUAUCGUUUCUCAAGAGCGAUUUUGUUACACAGCUCUUUCAAAUGGCAGAAGAAGAGUUUGGAUUAAGUGAUGGGCAUAUUACAUUACCAUGUGAUUCUACUUUCAUGAAGUACGCCAUCUCUAUUCUCCAAAGACAUACAGCCAAGGAUUUUGAGAAAGCACUGAUCUUGUCCUUGAGUAAUACCUGCCACUCAACAUCAUUGUCGUGUUUACAGCAACAGCAGAAUAGCCAGCAUUUAUUAAUUCACAGCUUCUAG